GCCGGCCACGGCCGCCGCCCCGGGAGCGCGCGGCCGCCUCGGGAGCGCGCCCGGCCGGAGGAUGCGCCCGGCGGGACAACCCCGGUGGCCCGGCCGGGCACAGGUCUUCCUUUUCAGGAGAUUUUGGUGCUUUUGUUCACCUCUGCAACCCUUCCAGUUCUGCUCACCCCCUGCUUAGAGGAAAAAUACCAGAUGUGCACGUAGAGCUCCAGACGAUGGUGCUCUGGGGACUUCUGUGGCAGCACAGUGCUGUUCUUCUGAGAACCCUGUUCCUUCUUCCCAAACUGGAGCUGUGGAUGGAACACCGAGCUGAGGAGCCGAACAUUUUACUGAAGGCCUGUGUGUAGACCCUGAUGCUUGAAUGAAUGAAUGAAGAAUGAAAAUGCUCCCUGGAGUGGGUGUGUUUGGAACUGGUAGUGCUGCCCGGGUCCUGGUACCCUUGCUGAGGGCAGAAGGCUUCUCCAUUGAAGCUCUUUGGGGGAAGACUGAAGAGGAGGCCAAGCAGCUGGCAGAGGAAAUGAACAUCUCCUUCUACACGAGUCGGACUGACGAUGUCUUGCUGCAUCAGGAUGUAGAUUUGGUUUGCAUCAACAUCCCUCCACCACUGACUCGGCAAAUUGCUGUGAAGGCUCUAGGAAUAGGGAAGAACGUGCUGUGUGAGAAAGCUGCUACCUCCGUGGAUGCCUUCAGGAUGGUCACAGCUGCCAGGUAUUACCCCAAGCUGAUGAGCAUCGUUGGCAACGUUCUGCGUUUCCUGCCCGCCUUUGUGAAGAUGAAGCAGCUGAUAGAGGAGCACUAUGUGGGCAAUGUCAUCAUCUGCGACGUGCGAGUCUACGGGGGGAGCCUGCUCAGCCACAAGUACAACUGGAUCUGUGACGAGCUCAUGGGAGGGGGUGGCCUGCACACCAUGGGCACCUACAUCAUCGACCUCCUGACUCACCUCACCAGCAGGAGAGCUGAGAAGGUCCACGGUUUGCUCAAGACUUUUGUGAAGCAGAACACGGCCAUCAGUGGGAUCCGCCACGUCACCAGCGAUGACUUCUGCGUUUUCCAGAUGCUCAUGAGCGACGGCGUCUGUUGCACUGUGACUCUCAACUUCAACAUGCCUGGGUCCUUCAUCCAUGAGGUCAUGAUUGUGGGCUCUGCCGGCCGCCUCAUAGCUCGUGGGACAGACUUGUACGGGCAGAAGAACACUGCGCUCCAGGAAGAGCUGCUGUUUACAGACUCCCUGCCUGUCAACAAGGGCCUUUUGGAUAAGGGCUUCAAGGACAUCCCUCUGCUUUACCUGAAAGGCAUGGUGUACAUGGUGCAAGCCCUGCGGCAGUCUUUCCAAGAGCAGGAAGACCGUCGGACAUGGGAUCAUAAACCUGUGUCUAUGGCAGCCUCUUUUGAAGAUGGCCUGUACAUGCAGAGUGUGGUAGAGGCCAUUAAGAAAUCCAGUAGGUCAGGUGAGUGGGAGACUGUGGAGGUGAUGACUGAGGAACCAGAUGCCAACCAAAACCUCUGUGAGGCACUUCAAAGAAAUAACUUAUGAACAUUCCUACCUUGGAAAAUACUACUUCUGGCUGUAAUAUAAAAAACCCCAGUUUUUAAAAUAUGUAGAUUCUUAUUUAAUAGCCUGAGUUUCUUGAUUUUUUAAACAUGUAAAAUAUGUUCUCAUAGGAACAGUUCUGGUUUAAAUUGUUUGAAGAGUUUUAAAUGUUUCUGUUUUUUGCAAACAUUUAAUUUUUGUGUUGGAGACUGGUAGGAAAACUUGAAUUGCCCUUUGCACUUGCAGUAGCUGAAGUGAAUUGUGGGAUCUCUGCCAUUGCAUGGCUUGGAAAUGGGACACAACCCCUGUUGCACAGGUUGCUGAUUUAACCAUGAGAGCAUGUAGAGCAAGAUCAGGGAGUAUCUGUUGUUCAGAUGCCUUUUUCCUUUCUCUUGGAGACUGAUUUAUGUUUUAAUCCUCAGUUUGUAAAAUUUUAGAAAAGAGUUCAAUGAUGUAACAAGUCUCUGAACUCCUAUAGGACGAAAAGUAGAAGGAAUGAAUUAAAGUUAUUAACAUAAAGAUCAGCCUUUUGGCUUCCUGUAUGUGGUGAAUGUCUUUCAAAUUCAUUCAAACUGAUGUUUUAUUUAAAUGAUACUAUAAUUCUCUGUUGUUGGUGUCUUGGCAGGAAAAUAUUCAGGAAGUCUGUGAUGCAUUGAGCUAUUCUUCCAUAUCUGUAGACAUUAUUCCUUCUACUCAAGAGGCUGCCUGCAUCCAGCAGCUGUUUUUCCAUAAGCUCUGUGCUUAUGUCAGUUGUGUUUACUGCCUGGCAGCACCAGUGCCGUGCCUGUGGGGCCACGUUCUCAUUUCUGUGACUGUUACUAAAUAAAUGCCUCCCUGGGUCAUGGGAUUGCCACAGUGUCGUGAGUAACAAAGUUGUACAGCAUGAACCUUUCAGGGACCUGAAAGUGGAAGGAAGGAGGUAUUUCCUACCUCUUGCAGCUCUAUUCAUGUGCUGGCUGGGUAACUGUCACACUACACACAUCCUGAUAGUUGAGAGAACAGGGACUGAACUGCCAUGGGUAAAUAUGCUCUUGAUCUCAGACACUGGCUAUUAACCCUCUGGGCCAGCCCAUCUUCACUCCCUCCUGCAGCUGGUGUCCAGUGGCAGAUUUGUUGGCAGAUGAUGGGGUGGAAGUUCAUUCCUUUUGAGAAAUGUUUCUCUCUGAGGCAGGUAUGUGGAAAGGAUAGUCUAAUUUUACUACAUUUGUUUUGUGUACUUGAAAGCUUUUUUAAAAAUGUAUUUCCCACUAAAUUGUAACCCUGUGUAUUUAUGUAUAUUAACAUGCACACUGCUGUUCCAUAAGCUGGACCUUCCUGAAAAGUAUAAUGUUUUCUACAGAAAUAAAAAGUUGUGUUUGUUGAGGGAAUUCUCUA
Serinus canaria (Common canary) is the source of this 2905-nucleotide messenger RNA. It is a transcript of the gene GFOD2, whose product is annotated as glucose-fructose oxidoreductase domain containing 2. NCBI's taxonomy places the organism in Eukaryota, Metazoa, Chordata, Aves, Passeriformes, Fringillidae. Bases 377 to 1534 code for a protein of 385 amino acids. Gene Ontology annotation, cellular component: extracellular matrix. The transcript has 4 exons. Gene Ontology annotation, molecular function: nucleotide binding. Gene Ontology annotation, biological process: extracellular matrix organization. The record is from RefSeq and is a predicted model, not a curated record.